This is a messenger RNA of Astrephomene gubernaculifera, 3554 nucleotides long. The record is from the annotation of a GenBank genome assembly. NCBI's taxonomy places the organism in Eukaryota, Viridiplantae, Chlorophyta, Chlorophyceae, Chlamydomonadales, Astrephomenaceae.
CUUAAAGUAACGAUGCCCUAGUUAUCCGGCUGUCCUUGGCCUUUGACGGACUAUGCCCCAUGAUCCAUGUGUCCGCUACGUGCCUGCACAACAUGCCCCGUUACUGGUAAGCCUUGCUCUUUUACUUCACACAUCACACAACCUUCUUAAGCUCACGUUACAUAGAUACUGUCUCUCCUCACCGAAAGCAUUGCCUCAAUCACCUCGCUCUCCCAACACCUCGACUACUUCUUACAAGGCAUUUCAACACUAGGAAGCAACUUGCGAUGAGUUAACUGUUACACGUUAAGAAGCGCGUGUGAUGUCGGAGACCAAGCCACCAUGGCCGCGUCUGCUUCGCGACGGGCUCGCUGCUCAGCAUGCAGAUGGCUCAUUCUCGUGUACUAAAUGCAAUAAAGUAUUUCACAGCAAGUAUUUUUACAAGCACAACUGUUCCCUAGUCCACGUGCCGCUGGAGCCGUCAUGUGUGGACAGCGACCUAACAUGCAACACAGAUUAUGCUUCCUGCUUGGAUUUACUAGGCGAUGCAGUCGCAGAUAAGCUUCUUGCAUACCAACGUGACCUGGCGCAACGCUCAGUCCCGAUGAUGGCGCGCACCAAAGACCUCAGGGCCGUGCUCAUACAGCUGCGCAUACCAUUUGCCGAUGCCGUUUUCCCACAAGGCCAACCCUCCCCGCCGCCUGCUGCUGACAACUCGCCUCUUCCUAACAGCCCCAUGCUAGUGGAGACACGCUCCCCGCAGUCCCAGCCUUCACCGAUGGACGUCAACAGCCCAGAGGUAGAAAUGCGCUCUCCCGCUAGCGACCCAUCCAGCAGUGCGUCCCCCAACGUCUCAUCCACGUCUAAUAACGGAAGCGAGGCCGAAAGCAGUGGUUAUGACGACCACGGGGCAAGCCAUUCUACUGUUAGCGACAGCGUCGACGGGGAUGGCAGCGAGGAUGGCUCGCAUGGCCGCAGCAGUCCCGGUAGCAUGCAAGGAGGAGCUAGCCAUUCCACGGGUACCAGCGGCGGCAGCGGCAGCAGAGGUGGUGACAGUGGCUCACUCCAUGACGACAGCUUGCUUGGCGGUGCCAGCGAUGGUGGGGAUGGCAGUGAUGGCCGCAGCGACCAUGCUGCUAGCAUGCUGGAUGAGGAUGACCCGAACACGCUGCUUGGAGAAGACCUCCUCGACCAAACCGGAACUGAUGACGACGGUCUUUCUUCCGUCAGCAACCAGUCGGAGGACCUCAACCUGCCAGGCGAGGUCGACCCUUACGCGUACAUUCGCAGGAUUCUGGGUCUUGACCAUGCGCCGGAGGGGGGGGCUGGCGUCGAAACCCACCCCGCGGCUGCAGCCACUGGAGGGGACCGCUGUGCGUGUGGUUGCGGCGGCCCACCAAUUAAGCCAGGCGGCAUCAGCUGGUUCCGCCACGGCCUCGGUCUCCCCGUUUGCAAGGGUGCCGAUAGAGACGGUGCGCCGAACCCUAGUACCGUAACUACCCGCGAGUUCGUCGCGGCUCUCCUGCAAUUCCAUCUGCGGAACCACAUUCCCACAACGGUCAUGGAGACCUUGCUACGCUUGUUUGCUAGCGUUGUCCCCGGUCCGCACUUCAUUCCUCCUUCACUGUACAUGCUGUCACAGCUCGCCGGUGUCCCUGACUGGCACCAGUUCCAGCAGCACCUCUGCUCUACCGAGGGUUGCCCUGGCCAUGUAUUUGAGCCAGAGCCAGAUCCCGCCAAGUGGGAGCAGCUACGUGACGAGUGCUGCCCACACUGCCAGACACCGCGCUUCAAGUCCGUUUACCUUGGGAGGCAAGGAGCGUCUUGAACCCCGGCGGUGGUCCAUCGACUUCGGCCUGGAAAAUAUUAUCCGCGAGCAGUUUUCCAGUCCGAGCUGCACAACCAGCAGCGCGGGCGAUGCCGGGAUUGCGGAGAGGACAGCAAUGGCAGCAGCUACUACAACGCUCCGGCCUUUCGUAAACUGGCUCUCGCCACCGACCACGAGGCCCAGAAGGCGACGGCCUCGACCUAUGACCUGUUCUUCGACUUCCUAGAGCCCUUUAAGGGGAGUCCUUACUCGGUCGGAGUGCUUGCGGUUCGUGCGUGUGAUGUGGCUGCCAGGGACAAGGGGAAGUCGCAGUUUGUCGCCAUAUUAUCCAUCAUACCCGGCCCCAGGCAGCCUCCCGUACUCACUCCCUACCUCACUCCCACAAUAGACGCCUUCCGCCAUCUAUUGACAAACGGGAUGGGCGUAACGCAGUCCUGGCGAGACAAGCUCAGCGGUAAUGUCGUCAGCGAGUCAUUCGUACACAGGGGCUUUCUAUCCGCCGUGCUGGCCGACACACCCGCGCGCAUCAAGUGCGCCCUUCUCGCGGGUGUCGGUUCCUACAUAGGCGCGUGUAGCUACUGCUUCUUCCAGGGCACGUAUGUCCGCAAGCCCGGUGCCAAGGUCGGGGCCAUGCGCUACCUUGGUUACGAGCAGCCCGUGCCGCAAACAAUCAGGUUUGGCGGGGAGCCGAUGCUGGUAGGGGACCAUCGCCUCCUGCUAGACGACGCAGGACAGCGGCAGCGUGCUCGGCGUGUGGCGGCCCGCGCCUCAGCGGCUCUGGCUGCCCGUGGUACUCCCGAGGCCGGUCCUUUGCGCAAGAAGCUCGAGCUUUCCAUCAAGCACCAUGGCUGCAAGGGGGAGUCUGCCUUCACUUCCCUUCCGUAUGUCAACAUGCAGGACCUGUUCCUCGUGCCCGUCGCCCAUGCCCUUCUCUAUGGCGUUGUCGCUAACUUCUUCGAUGAUAUCUUCCGGAAGCCAGCUACGGAUGAGGAGAAGGAAUUCACAGUGGCAGAGCGUGACAUCCGCUCCAUCAGGGAGAGAUCGUCGCAUAUCACGGUAUCCUCCGACUUCGGUCGCGCAUACCGUUGUAUCAUAGUGCACAGGGGCGGGUACCUGCUGGAGGACUGGCUGCAUUUCUGUGAAACCUUUUCGCAUUACAUCUUCCGGGAUGUAACGCGGAAUGGGAUCAAGUCACCUGUUCUACCGCCGCCAGUCCGGGAGAUGUGGCAGCAUCUGCAGGCUGCAGUUGGUCACUACUUCAGGCCGCUGCACUACAAGACCCGUGCCGACUUUGUUGCCGCCUCCAGGGCGGCGCACGAGAGCCUCGUCCAGUUUGCGAAACUUGCGGAGAGGCGUGGCUUCCCCGGUCACACCUUCUCGGUUAACCUGCACAUAUGCAUUUGCAGGCUGCACCUACAGGAGAAACAGCGUGGGGCGGUUGCCGCGGACUUGGAGUUUGCAGUGGAGCGCGUGAUGCAGCGCUUCAAGCACAUUGCGGGGUCUCAUGUAUCAGCACGGAUAGAAGCUCGUUUCGCCAAGCAGCUGCUGCUGGGGCUUGCCCUCGACCGUGUAGCGCGCGAGAACCCCAGCAUGCGUACCUUAGACGACAUCCUAGGUAUCCAGGAGCGCAAGUACAGCGGGCCGCAUUACGACAGCGACGAUGGAUCUGGGGUCCUCCUGCGCGGAGCAGGUAUCCACUUCUGCUGUUUUAACGUCUCCAUUCGACCGCCUAGCGGCGCUCGAGGGG